Messenger RNA from Lytechinus variegatus (green sea urchin), 3874 nucleotides. RefSeq names its product sphingomyelin phosphodiesterase 5-like. NCBI's taxonomy places the organism in Eukaryota, Metazoa, Echinodermata, Echinoidea, Temnopleuroida, Toxopneustidae. Gene Ontology annotation, cellular component: cytoplasm. The transcript has a single exon. Gene Ontology annotation, biological process: sphingomyelin metabolic process. Bases 1465 to 2841 code for a protein of 458 amino acids. Gene Ontology annotation, molecular function: sphingomyelin phosphodiesterase activity. The record is from RefSeq and is a predicted model, not a curated record.
CCUACGGAUGGCUGACCAAGCAGUGGACGAUACAACCACCACACACGAGAGAGACAGUAAACGAACGAACGAGCGAGCGAGCAACGGACGCGAGUUGAUUUGUUGCUAUUCUUGGAGAUUGUGUUAAGUGGCGGUUGUGUGUUGUGAUUGAAGCCGUAGUUAUUGUGACUGUGGGCGAUCUGCAUCGCUUACCGUGUUCGCCGCGUAAUGACGCCGCCAAGCUUUUCGUCUUCUUUAGAUGUGGAAGUAGCGUGGAGGAAUUUAAGUGGAUAAUUCAAACAGGUGUAUGGCAAAGAUUUUGAUAUUCCUCGGUUAAUUUUCAUUUGGAAUUUCAUAUCAGAAUUGCAAUGUGAAAGCUGCUAAAUCUUCUUUGCCUUUAAUGGAAGCGAAUGAUUCGGAAGAAAAACACAUUUUUGAUAAGUUAAUAAUCAGCGUGAUGCUUUCAAUAAUACCAAUUAAACGCUCAUUCAACACUUUUAAUGUCAGGCAAUACAACUCGUUUCUGUACUGUAGUUUUAUUCAUUUGCACUAACAUCAUCACGAUCACCUUGAUUAAUAUACAGUUUGAAUUUGAAAAACAGUCUUCAUUCAUAUGAGUAUAAUGAAUCUCUUGAUGAGUUUCUUGGCUUAACUUUUACCAGGUAUACCUCAAGUGACUAUUCAUCUAGGGAUGACAAACUCUACUACACGUGUCAUAAAACCGUGGAUAAAUGAUUGCCGGAGUGAGUCGUAAAACAAGCACGACGUACCGUGCCUUCUGUUCUUUAACAACAAGUAAUAACAAUCGGACAUUCCCGCCAAUCGACUUACUGCGAAUAGAUUUCAUCGCACGAGUUGAUAGAGGAGAGAUCACGUUGGAUUUAUGGGCAUUGGCUUAAGUAAGAAAUUCACUUCUAAAUUGCAAUUCCUAUGAAUGUUGGAUGAUAUGGGGAUCUCUCUCACGUCGCUUCUCAUAUGCCAUAUGGUCACUAAGGCAACGUCUCUCUAGUGCAUUUAUUCGCAUCUUGCAGUACGGCGGACAAAAUGCUAAACGUGUGAACCGUUCAUGCUCUGUGGAUUCAUGGCUCGCAUUGGUUUUUAUGGAGUAAAGUUUUUUUCGAAUUGAUCAUAUCGGUACACGUGUUGCUUCAUUGUGAAGAGACAUCAUACCCGGUGACCCGUCUGUCCGUAUGGAUUCGUCUGGUAAAGACAGGGACGGUGGAUCUGAAUGAAUGUUAUGUUCGCUUUUCAUCAAUUAUGCAAAUGUCUGCUCCACCGAGGCGAACAGAGCGAAGCACAAUGUUGACAUCCUGUGGAUAUCCUUUGUACGAUGGUUUAUCCAACCACUGUAAUCUGUAUCACGUUUUUUCGUACAUCCAUCUCUGAUGUUACAAAAAUGGAUAAGUGUAUGGUAGCAACUCUAUGACAGGAAACUCUCCUGACGCAGGAUAAGUCAAGAAUUUUGGAGUGUAAGAUACUAGCAAGAUGCUGCAUCAGAAAGUGUUUAACUAUUCCUUUCAGGAAAAGCUCUAUUCAUUAGGGUUCUACCUCCUUUUACCAUGGACCUGGAACUUAAAUCAACUGAUGGCCCUAUUUUUGAGGACCACUGACGAGCUCCAGGAUGGUGAUGCCAUGCCAUGCUACGAGCGAGUCAUCACUCUAAUCUUUCUUGUGCCAAUCAUGAUAGCAAUCAUAAUAAUUUCCUGCCCCUUUGCAGGGCUUGGGUUUGCCUUAAGGGUCAUUAUGGCCAGGUUCCGUCGGCCUUAUCGUUUCUCCUUCAAAAGCAACCCUUACCUGAUUAACGUCAACAAUCGAAUCUGGACUGACUUAUCUGAAAAGAGGAAUUUUAAGUUCGCCUUUGUUGACUCAUGUCUCAUGCCUGAGGCCAUGGCAAGGAUGAACAAUCUUGGCCAGGUGCAGUACAGGGCAAAACAGAUGGCCACGCAUAUUGUCAACUCACAACUGCGACCCAAUCCCAAAAUAUUUAUUCACUCACCUUCAGAUGGUGAGCUCAAACAAUCAUGCAUCUAUCAUUCACCAAGUACCUCCGUUUUAAUGACGCCUCAGAACAUAAGCCACCUUGCAGGAGAUGAGGACAAUGUUUUGAAAUUUGACAUGAACAGACAAUAUUCUUCAAGAGGUAGUGUCUCAAAAGACGAUACUCUUCCUAUGAGGGACAAGGACCGACGUCGCCAACGUAGGGAUAGGAGUCCAGAUCCCCAACGAUCCCCACGAAUGUCAAGGACUAAUGCAGGAAGCAGUAAACAAUCACCAAAGCCACCUCGAAGCCAGGUGAGGAAACAGCGAGAACUUCCACCACAACCUGGUGGAUCAGCCGAUGUAGACAUUCCUGAUAUUGUGCCAAGUCGUGGUGGUCCUAUCUCCUCACCAUCAUCACCAGAUUCUGUAGGUUCUACAUCUACAGUGAGACUCCAGACAUCACAGAGUCAGUACGCUUCUUCCGUAGGACCUUCCACACCUGGUAACACCAUUCCUAGAACGACCAUCACCCACUGUCCCAUGUCCUUCUGCAGUCAGAGUAGCAUUCGUGAACGUCUUGGACCAUGCGAACAUGGCAUUAGUUCAAACUUCCCUGCCCAUCUUGAUUUCAUCUGCUUUCAAGAGGUCUUCGAGCAAAGAGCAGCAGAUCGCUUGAUUAAAAUUCUUCACAAUUACUUUAGCUAUAUACUGUACGAUGUAGGAGUCAAUUCUUGGAGUGUAAACCGUUUUCUGCUCAACAGUGGCCUGGUGUUUGGGAGCAGGUACCCCAUAGUGGAUGUAGUAUUUGAAUAUUUUAAGGAGAGUCAAAAAGAGGACAGAUUUGUUUCCAAGGGAGUUCUUAUGGUCAAGGUAAGCUCUUAAAUCCUUACCUUAGUUUUGUUUUGACAUUUUGGAAUGAAUAUACUCGUGAAUAUGCAUGCUAUUAUAUUCUGUUUCUAGUUGACUGAUAAACCGGUUAAAAACACACAUAAGUAAUAGUAUUUCAUAACCGAUUGAUUUGAUUGCUUUUGGAGCAAAUCUACCAUCAAGAAUACUUUUUAGUAUAACCAGAGUGCUUGCUUGCUAUUAAUAAUCACUACCUCUUCAAUACUAAAAAUUUAAAUAUUUUGCUUAGUGAGCAUCGUCGGACGCCACCACAAUGAUUAACUCUGCCGAACACAAGAGGUAUGACGAGAAAGCUUGUCGAACGUCAGUGACCUACGUUAUACCAUCGGGCUACAUCAUAAUUAUUUUGAAUUCUCUGAAAGUUCCCAAGUUAGAGUGAUUCGUUUUUGAAACCCUCCCAAUGGCAGGUUCUCCUUCCGCCACCAUGGCGUCCCUUCACUUUUCUGCAAAGCAGGUGCUGCAUGUUUAGAUCUUCCCGUCUAUUUGAGUGCUUCUCUGUACAAUGACCUGAAUGGCAUGGCGUGAAAUUUAAUCCAGUAUUACUAUUUUCACUGGAAUUAGAGAUGUUGAAAUUGACAAGAAACAUGACUAUAUAAGAAUGAUUAGUAUAGCACGCCAGCUCUUGCUAUGAGAUAAAUCUGUAUCUAAACAAUGUAAUUACAAGAAAUAAGAAGUUGCCUUUCUUUUCAACAUGAUUUAGCAUUACUAAGCUUGUCAUAAACAGUUUCUGUCUAUUCUACACCAAACUAUCCUUUAUCAAAUUGAAUCAGUAAUCAAACACAUUUAUAAUCUGAUUAGACCUUUACUACAAAAGAAUAUCACAUUGCCGAACUUUUCUCAUUAUAUAUAGAAACAAUUCUCGCCCCCUAGUGGAAAAACAUCCAUUUCGGUGACACAAUUGGAGUUUUGUGAAUUGAUAUGCAUUUUGCUUAAAUUUCCGUGAUAAAUCAUUUAUUUUGAUUUACGUAAAUUUGUAAGUAAAUUUUGGGGAGUGACUCUAACCAUGUGU